Molecule: messenger RNA, 315 nt
Organism: Bipolaris sorokiniana ND90Pr
Lineage: Eukaryota; Fungi; Ascomycota; Dothideomycetes; Pleosporales; Pleosporaceae
Exons: 1
Coding region: 1-315 (104 amino acids)
Molecular function (GO): ATP-dependent chromatin remodeler activity; ATP binding
Source: RefSeq, a predicted model, not a curated record
AUGACCGCACUACAGGCAACUUCUAGAUGGGCUGUCUCGGGAACCCCGAUCCAGAGUAGCCUGCUCGAUUUUUAUGGCAUGUUCAAAUUCCUUCACUUCUCCCCAUACGACGACCCAACAAUUUUCGACGACGAUGUCACGAACUUGUCGCGUGUCAGGCUCGCCGAGGAAGCUGCUGAGGUUUUCAAGAAAUUGCUGUCGUGCGUCAUGAUACGCCGAACAAAAGCUAUCUUGGACCUGCCCAGCAGAGAUAACAAACUAAUUCGUGUGCCGUUUAGUCAUGAGGAGGAGAAACAUUAUCGCCAAAUCGAGUAA